UUCAGUCCAAAUUCUGCAUUUAAGUAAAAAUUUUAUUAUUGCAAAUAAAUCUUAUGACGUUGUUAUGAACAGUGAUGAUCCAUCUGUUAAGGUUUCUUUACAACUGCAGCUACGAAAGUUGCAUCCAGAAUUAAUAAACCAGAAGCUUGCACAUGACUUUCACUUCGUGCAUCGUUUGGACUUUGCAACAAGUGGUGCUGUUUGUAUUGCUUUACACAAACGUGCAGCGAAAGCAGCUGCAACAGCUUUUGAAUCAAGAAAAACGAAAAAGUAUUACGUGGCCAUUGUUCGAGGACAUGUUGCUAAAGAGCUUAUGGACAUUACAGAUCCAAUUGGUGAAGACAAAAGGGAACGACAUGGUAACCAUCGCAUGUGUCUGGCUUCUGAUCCUAACAGCUGUUACGCAAAAUUUGCACAUACACGAUUGCUAGUUCUUCAGCGUGGGCUUUAUGGAACAUAUCCAGCCACAAAAGUAUUGUUAAGGCCAGUCACUGGAAGAAGGCAUCAGCUGCGCGUUCAUUGCAUGAGCAUAGGUCACACCAUUGUUGGAGAUUACACGUAUAGUAAUAAAAACGAUAGUUUACCAACUCGAAUGUAUUUACAUUCUUAUAGGCUGGUUAUACCAAAUGACAUUGAAUCUAUAGAUAUUCAGACUGCAGAUCCAUUCGAAAAUGAAAAUAAUCCACACACAUGGAUGGUGGUAGAAGCUUUAAAUGACUUAGAUGAAAAUGUAUUCAAGAAAUUGGACACCCAAGACUGAAGGUCUAAUUUCUUGAUGGGAUCUAUGGACAUGCGUGAAUGAAUGAAAAAGAUAAAUUUACUUUCCAUAGAGGUGAUUGAAGUGACACACUGGGUCAGACAGUGGGUUUAAUUCCCUGUAAAAGUUAAUGAAGUGUUGUCCAUUAACGUAUGUCUCCCUGCUGCAAGGAAUUGUUCCAGGAAGAAAUAUGUGAGCUGAAUUGCACGCCGGAAAGUGCAGUUUGAGCAAGCUACAUUAUUGCACUGAAAACUGCAAAAACUGGAAGACCUUUUAUGAAUGGCUAAUUUGUAAAAGAGUGUUUUGUAGAGUGUUUGGAGGUAAUGUAGAGUGUUUGGAGGUAAUACACCCAUCUGUAGUGGCCCAGUUUGAGGUGGUAAGCUUGUCUGAACAUACAAUUUCUCGAAGAGUGCAAGAAAUUGGUGCAGAAUUAAAGGAGCAGUUUUGCAGUAAAUGUUGUAUGUUUGUAGAGUACUUGAUUGCCUUUGAUGAGAGCACUGACAAUCACAGCAUAGCUCAACUUACAAUUUUUGUAAGGGGUUUCAAAAAAGAUGUUAUUGUUACUGAGGAACUGUUGCAUGUUAUUUCUUUGAAAAAUACCACAGUCAGGGAAGAUAUUUUCCUGGCUGUAGAGGUGGUUUUGAACAAUAUACAGUUGUUACUAGAGUGCCUAUACAGCAUUGCAACUGAUGGGGCCCCUGCAAUGUUGUUGGAAGGGGUAGAUUUUGUAGGACAUAUGAAAAAAAAGUACACGAAUCUGAGCUUCCCCCAGUUUUGACAGUACACUGUCUUUUACAUCAAGGACAGCUAAGUGCAAAAUUUUUCCACAAGUUAGGUCCAUCGUAGAUAAUGUUGGAAAAAUUGUGAGGUUUUGUAGACAGCAAAGCUUGAAUCAUCGGGAAUUUAAAGGAUUCUUGGAGGAUAUUUAAUCAGUUCACAAAGAUAUGCCUUUUUAAUUGCGCUGCACGAUGGUUAAGUUGCUCAAAAGUACUCUGUCUUUUUUUCAUUUGAGACAAGAAAUAGCUCUGUUCGCUAAUAGGAAAGGUUUUCUACAGUCAGACUUGGAUGAUGAUCAACAUAUCGCUAACCUCGCUGUCAUGAAAGACAACAUGGGGUUGCAAGCUAAAAAUAAAUUAAUCAGUGCUAUGUGUGACUAUACUGAAAGUUUCAUAUUGCAUCAUGUGCUUUUUAAAAGCCAGCUUCAAGGAGGAAAUUUGUACAAUUUUCCCCUCCCUGAAAUUCUUGAAUUUAGGUACUUAUGAAGACAUAAACUGAGUAAAAUCUGCACCCAAAGUGUUUAUGAUGCCAUUUUCAGUGUGUGCCCACAGGAUGCCCCAUCAAGCGUCCAAGUUGAGCUGAUAAAACUAAAGUCCAAUUCAGUUUUGACAGACUGCUAUUAUCAUUACAAUGGUGAUUUGAUUUUAUUGUAUAAAGGCACUGAUCAACAAGAAUUCCUGAGGAUUCACGCCCUUGCCCUGAAAUAUAUAGCUAUGCUUGGGACAACAUUAGUUUGUGAACAAAUGUUUUCAAUUAAGAGUAUUAACAAAACAAAACAAGGUCAAGUUCAUCUGAUGCUUUGUUGGAAGCUAUGCUUCAAAUUUGCAACUGCCAAAAUGAUUGUUCCAAAUAUCGGAAAAUUAGUUGCUUCAAAAUAGUGCCAAAGAUAAACAAAGAAUGUUGUAAAUU
Schistocerca americana (American grasshopper) is the source of this 2443-nucleotide messenger RNA. RefSeq names its product RNA pseudouridylate synthase domain-containing protein 1-like. Gene Ontology annotation, molecular function: pseudouridine synthase activity; RNA binding. Bases 65 to 760 code for a protein of 231 amino acids. NCBI's taxonomy places the organism in Eukaryota, Metazoa, Arthropoda, Insecta, Orthoptera, Acrididae. The record is from RefSeq and is a predicted model, not a curated record. Gene Ontology annotation, biological process: pseudouridine synthesis. The transcript is spliced from 5 exons.